Sorex araneus (European shrew) is the source of this 1639-nucleotide messenger RNA. It is a transcript of the gene EOLA2, whose product is annotated as endothelium and lymphocyte associated ASCH domain 2. The transcript has 3 exons. NCBI's taxonomy places the organism in Eukaryota, Metazoa, Chordata, Mammalia, Eulipotyphla, Soricidae. Bases 470 to 946 code for a protein of 158 amino acids. The record is from RefSeq and is a predicted model, not a curated record.
CCACGCCUCCCGUGAACUCCCGGAGGUGCCCUGCCCGCAGCCUUCCGACAGACGCCCGCCUCCAGCCUUUCUCCCCUCUCCCCAGCCCCCAUAGCCCCCUGUCCACCGGGUCCCCGUGGGCGCGCCCCAGCUGUUUCUUUACUUAGAAGCCCGCCUUCCGGGGUUCCCGAGACCCAGGCUCCCGGGGACCCGCCUGCGUACAGAGCCGCGGGAAUCGGCGUGUGGCGUCCCUGUGCCGGGACGUGCUACGUGGCCACGGACGUGCGUUUGACGCAGAGAUCACGUCGCAAGCAGAAGUGUUCCGGGUUCCUUGCGCCGAUGCUUGUGGCCGAUCCCAGGUCACCUGGUGGCGGUGGCGGCGUCCGGAGGCGGGCUGUGCGCUCAGUCCUUUCUCUGCCACCGCGUCGACUCCUCAGCCGGGCGGGAAAGCGCUGUUGCAGACCACUGGAGACCCAAGGCACGCUAGGAAAUGAAGUUCAACUGCCUCUCCUUCCGCCAGCCUUAUGCAGGCUUGGUCCUCAGUGGGGUCAAGACCUUGGAGACUCGCUGGCGCCCCCUGCUGAGAGAACAUCAGAACUGUACCAUCGCCAUUCACAUAGCCCACAAGGACUGGGAAGACACAGCCUGGAAGCAGCUGCUGCUGGAGAGGCUUGGCAUGAACCACGCUCAGAUUCAGGCCUUGCUGCAGGAAGGGGACAAGUUUGGCCGUGGAGUGAUAGCUGGGCUUGUGGACAUCGGGGAGACGCUGCAAUGCCCAGAAGACUUAGCUCCUGAUGAAGAGGAAAAACUGGAAAAUCAAGCUGUACUGACCGACCUGAAGCACAAGUACCUGACCUCGCUUUCCAACCCCAGGUGGUUACUGGAGCCCAUACGUAGGCAUGGUAGGAAGGGCAUCUUCCAGGUGGACAUCCCAGAACAUCUGAUCCCCUUGGGGCAAGAGGUCUGAGAGAGAAAGACUCCUGAGAAGGGGAGGGAGAGAUCAGCUCCAUCAUGAUCCUGUCACUACUCCAUCACUCCACAGACCAAUCGAUCUCGUUCAGCUUGAAUUAUACUGCAGUGCUGAGCGUGGCCCACCAUAGGUUGGACUUGUUCACAGAGCUCCUUGGAGCGAGGGACAGAGAGAGACCUUCUUGGUGAGUCCCUCUCACCAUGCACAGGGUUUCAAGGACUUUAACCUAUCAUAGGGAUGAGGCAAAGCUAGGUAGUGUCCUGGCAUUGCCACUAUUGUGCGUCCAGGAUUUAUGGAUUAUUCCAAGAAAUAUGUUUUAAGAGAAGUAGUUAGAGUCGAGGCUCAUUUCCAUGCCCCCCUUCCUGUGUUUGGGUCAAAACUCACAGAUUGUUCAAUAUAGAGAGGACAUUGUGGACACUGGAGCGGGAGCUGAGUGGCAGCCAUGAUGAUCAGCUCUCAAUGGCAUUGUUCACAAUCAAGAGGGCAUCAGCCUCAGAAGUGACAUCUGUUGGACCAGCUAGAUCUCUCAAGAAUCUGACGGCAUAUAUUGCAUGUGUGUGGACUAGGCGGGUUCCUUGUAAUGCAUGGUAAAAUAAGUACCAGUAGGAACAUAUGAGUGCUGAUCUGGGACUAGCCCAUGAGCCCUGCUACGUUUUGUAACAAAACUUUUUAAUAAAAGAGAAAAAAGAA